Molecule: messenger RNA, 3035 nt
Organism: Corapipo altera (White-ruffed manakin)
Lineage: Eukaryota; Metazoa; Chordata; Aves; Passeriformes; Pipridae
Gene: EGLN1
Product: egl-9 family hypoxia inducible factor 1
Exons: 4
Coding region: 4-390 (128 amino acids)
Biological process (GO): peptidyl-proline hydroxylation to 4-hydroxy-L-proline; cellular response to hypoxia
Cellular component (GO): nucleus; cytoplasm
Molecular function (GO): L-ascorbic acid binding; ferrous iron binding; peptidyl-proline 4-dioxygenase activity
Source: RefSeq, a predicted model, not a curated record
GCUAUGGUGGCUUGUUAUCCAGGCAAUGGAACAGGAUACGUGCGCCAUGUCGAUAAUCCAAAUGGAGAUGGAAGAUGUGUUACAUGUAUAUAUUAUCUUAAUAAGGACUGGGAUGCCAAGGUAAGUGGAGGCAUCCUUCGGAUAUUUCCAGAAGGUAAAGCCCAAUUCGCUGAUAUUGAACCCAAAUUCGAUAGACUGCUAUUCUUCUGGUCUGAUCGCCGCAACCCUCAUGAAGUACAGCCAGCCUUUGCUACAAGGUACGCAAUAACAGUGUGGUAUUUUGAUGCAGAUGAAAGAGCACGAGCUAAAGUAAAAUAUCUAACAGGUGAAAAAGGUGUGAGGGUUGAACUUAAUAAACCUUCUGACUCAGUUGGGAAAGACGUUUUAUAAGCCUUUGAUUUAGCAACUCCCUGUGCUAUUCUCCCUGAUAAAUCUUGAUGCUAUCUAUUAACUUUUGAAUGUGAAUAACAAGAUAAAGGAAAAUCAACAACAAACCAACAUCUUAAUAAGGAAGCAAACAGUGUUUCAAUGUUGCAUCAAAUAGAAGGUUCUUUGACUGCUGAAGCAUUGUACUAUGUGAUUGUGACUCCAGGCCUGUGACUGCUUAUGUGAAGAAGAUAAGCAAUCAGUAAGAAACAGCAUAUGCAUCUGGACAUAAAUAAGUGCCCUACAUAGAAUUUGUCCAUUCUUAUAUUUUGCCAGACCUGUCAUCCAGCUGAAUCCAUUUCAUCUCUCCCUUUUUUUAUAUGGUAAAAGUUUGAAUUUUGGGUAAUUUUUGUAUGACCAGGUACAGUUUAUCAAAAUUGAGUCUUAAAAAAAAAAAAAGAAAAACUGAAAAAAAAGGAAAAAAAUUACAGUAUUCUCCAAAAUAACAUGGAUCUAUUUUUGUAAAACUGUUCAUACUGUUCUCCUCUGCCAUGAAAGACCUAAUUUAAUGUAAGGGUUGCCAGUAGCUGAUAAUCACUUUAAUUUUCUUUACACCUUAAGUCAGAAAAAGAGCACUUUAAUUACCAGCUAAAAACCUGAUUGUUUUAUAUCAUAUCUCACACUAAUCUUAACUUUUAAAGAUUGCUGCUGUAUUGUUUUUUUGACUAUGUUAUCUUGAACCUUAUUAACAGAAGCAAAUCAGUAUCUCGCUAUUAAUAACAUUCAGUUUGUGGUUUUGUAUGUUGAAUCCACAGAGGGGAAGUUUCUGUUUCUUCUUUGUUUUGGUUUUUUUGUUUUUUGGGUUUUUUUUUUGUGUUAGGGUUUUUUUGUGUUUUUUUAAAUUUUUUAAGUGACUGGCACUAAGUGAACUUGACACUAUCGGUUGCUGUCAUUGGCUUUGGGGACCUGGUAAAUACCAUCAAGUUACAAGUAUAUACAAGGGCUUUCCUAGACUAUUAGAGGUACCCAGAACCUCCUUACUUACUUGACAGAAAUUUUUGAGCUUUCUCCCUUUUCUAAAAAAUUCUUGCCACCCCUCUUUCCUUUGUAUAUAAGUUAAUGGAAUAUCUAAAAUUCCCUUUUUUUAAUUUCCUUUUCAAAUAUUUGUGUCCCGUGCAGUCUGUAAGUUGACACCUUGAUCUAUUAUAUAGUAUCAAGGAAAUGGUCAGCACACUGAAGCUGAAGUGCAUCACUCUGUAGGCUCCUUGUGCAAUACAUUUUUAAGUUUUCACUGUGCUGAAGGAUUUCCCCAAAAAGGCACGGCCCUUUGACAAAUGCUGAGGUAAAUAUUUAGUAAGAAAACACUUACUUUCUAUUACAUUGUUUUCAUUUUAUCAAGGAGAGGGGGCAUCACAGAGUAAAAGUGAGAUGUGCAGAAACUUCGAUAUUCUUAUUUUUAAGAAAUUGAUAUUUUGGACACUGAUUUUUUUUUCUUCUUCUUUCCUUUAUUUUUUCUGAGCUUUAAAAGCUUGAGAAAACAAAAGCAAGCCUAUCAAAAACAGCAUUCAUAUUUACAGGAGUUUUGGGGUUGAUCAGCUUACCCACUGCAGUUUUCUAUCUGUUCCUUAUUUCCUUACUUAGCCAAAACAAUGUGAGUGUACAGAAAUAUUUCUGUAUAUAUUACAACUUGUGACAGUUUUAGCAUCUGUAUAGUUUGUAUUCAAUUAGAAACCUUUUCUAUGGAAAGCUCAGUAAUUUUUUAUUAAAAACAUUACUAUUGUUCAUGUAAAACAUGAAAAAGCUAAUUGUUUAGUAACAAACUGACAGAAGGGGGAAAAAAUUCAGUAUUGGUAUAUCAUUUAGGAGAACCAACAGAAAUCCCAGUCUUGUUUUGAUUUCGCUUUUCCUUUUUUUAGUAAAUUCUUGCCCUGUACAGUUCUCUUCGUCUUUCCUCUUUUCUUCCCAGUAAAACAGACAGAAUACUUUACUGUAAGUGCCUCUGCCAACCUGGCCAAGGAGUGCAAAUCUUCAUUACUGUCUGGUCUGCAGUGCAUUUAGGUUACUAAUAAAACAAGCAAAAAAGUCGCCUCUUCUACUUCAUCUUCUUUAGUACUACUUUAACAGAGGUUUGUUUGUUUUUGUUUUAGAAAUGUAAACAUAAGCCUUUAAACUCAUUUCAGUCCCUCUGUAAUUCAAACUGCUGCAGUUAAACAGCGUAUCAAAUUCUAAUCACUCUGUAGGUUUGUGCUUGCCGGACAGGUUUAAAAAGUGCUUAAUUUUUCACUCCAUGUAAGUCAUUGCAACAGGGUCAACAAAUCAGGUCAGCCAUUUCUUCCAUGUCCUUCAGAAACUGUUCAUUUCAUGUCGGUUGAAUAUUCAGUCUUGAGCAUCAUCAAGCAGGUCCUUGUUUUACAACUAUUUUUUAAACUGUCUUAUGAUCUGUAUGUGUCUAGUCCUGGUUAAAAAUAAAGCUUCAUAAUGCUAUUUUUAUUCAUGAUGUUAGCUGGCUGUGAAAUACGAGACCUUUAUCUAUAGCAGGCGAAGAAAUUCAGGAUUCAUUUACAGGUUGCCUAUAAAGUUGUGUAAUUUCAAAAGCAGUGUUCAUUAUGAAAGAGCUCUCAAGUUGCUUGUAAAGCUAAUCUAAUUAAAAAAGAUGAUGUAUAAAGGUU